Messenger RNA from Dendrobium catenatum, 1034 nucleotides. RefSeq lists its product as uncharacterized. The transcript is spliced from 3 exons. The coding region runs from base 124 to 828 and encodes 234 amino acids. Lineage: Eukaryota; Viridiplantae; Streptophyta; Magnoliopsida; Asparagales; Orchidaceae. The record is from RefSeq and is a predicted model, not a curated record.
GUUAAGACUUAAGCCCUAAAGGACUAAACCCUGUGCCCGGAAUCAGAGAGAGAGAGAGAGAGAGAAGCGGGGGAGAGCUGAAGGGAGAGAAAAGGAGAGAACGGCACAAUUAGAGAAGAGAAUAUGACGCUUGCUCUCACCACUUCCGCGAAACUUCCCUUUGGUUUUGAACCUAGGGUAUUAAUCAACUACAGUAAGAGGGACCUACUUUGUCAUUGCAGGUUCACAGGAAGGGCAAGAUCCCUUUAUAGGCUGGUUCCGAUAGCAUGCUCAAUAAAGGCUUCAACUGGUAAACAUAUUGAUUAUCUGACCAAGUUUUCAUCUUACUUGCACAAUUUGGCAGGCCAAAUUUUGGAUGCCUCUCCACAAGCCAUAAAAGAAUUCCCCUGGGAGAAAGCAAAAUUGAUGGUUGAGGAGCGCCUUCUUGUUGUUGGAAAGAACGCACUUACAUCGUCCCUUAUUGCGCUGCUUAUUUUCAGUUCAGUGUAUGAUGCCCUCAUGGCAGUUUUUGCUGGCAGAGAGCUCUUGGUUCCGUUGGGUCUAUUCAUAGGUGUACUUCUGGCAGACUUAUUGAAUGAAUUCUGUCAAGAGCUCUUUGAAAGCAAUGUAAAGGGUGGAAAUAAUAUGAAAGAAGUUUGGGGCAUUGGAUUAUUUUUUGCUACUCUGAGAUUCAUUUAUUUGAGGUUCAGAAUACCAGGGUGGGUGCUUUUCUGCCACAUUGGUAAUGGUGGAUUGAUGCAAAUCUUAUGGCUGGCAAAAGAGAUGAAACAAGCUAAAAUUAUUCAGAAUAAGGAAGAAGUGGAUGCCCUGCAACUUACCGGAGACUGAAUUGCAGCUCAUCGCAUGUAAGCAAAACGAGUUGGCUUAUAUUUCUUGUUUGUUGUUGAAAGCUCUCUUGGGCAUGGAAUAUAGCAAUUUGUAGAACAAAUGAAUUACUUCUGAGGGAUUCCAUUUGAUAUAAUAUUUAUUGUGUGUACUCCCAAAAUCAUAACCGAGUUAUAUCUAUUAUUAUAUCUCAACACAAAGUUUAUUUC